GGAGAACCCACUUCUACAGAUUGGUGCGAGAAAAAUUAUGAAGUAACUUACUAUAUCGCAGAAUUUUAUAAUACCAUCUCUUCGUUAUGUCUCAUCUUCAUGGGAAUAUUUGGCUCUAUAAUGCAUGCCAAAGGUUUUGAUUAUAGAUUUACAUUAUGUUUAGAAC
Molecule: messenger RNA, 166 nt
Organism: Funneliformis caledonium
Lineage: Eukaryota; Fungi; Glomeromycota; Glomeromycetes; Glomerales; Glomeraceae
Source: the annotation of a GenBank genome assembly